AGGAGGCGGCGCGGUUCGCGCUCGCGGUUCCUUUGUGCGGAGCGGCGUUGCGAUGCUGGCCGGGGGGAAGAAGGCCGCGGAGGCGGCGGGCGGUGAGGGCGGGCCCGAGGCCCCGGUGCCUCCGUCCGCUGCCGUGGGAGCGCUGGGUUCCUCCUCUGAGAGCGGCGCGGCCGCGGAGCGCACUCCUCGUAAGAAGGAGCCGCCUCGGGCCUCGCCUCCGGGUGGUGCGUCCGAACCGCCCGCCGCCCCCGCGUCCGGCGGUGAAACCACCGGCAUCGCUGAGACCCCCGAGGGCCGCAGGACCAGCCGCCGCAAACGGGCCAAGGUAGAGUAUAGAGAGAUGGAUGAGAGCCUUGCAAACCUCUCAGAAGAUGAGUAUUACUCUGAAGAAGAGAGAAAUGCUAAAGCUGAGAAAGAGAAGAAGCUGCCACCUCCACCUCCACCUGCUCCUGCAGAAGAAGAGAAUGAAAGUGAGCCCGAGGAGCCAUCUGGUGUGGAGGGUGCAGCUUUCCAGAGUAGACUUCCACAUGACCGUAUGACAUCUCAAGAAGCUGCCUGCUUCCCUGAUAUAAUCAGUGGGCCACAGCAGACUCAGAAGGUGUUUCUGUACAUCAGGAACCGCACCCUGCAGCUCUGGUUGGAUAACCCAAAGAUUCAGUUGACGUUUGAGGCGACUAUCCAACAACUAGAAGCACCUUACAAUAGUGAUACGGUGCUGGUUCACAGAGUACACAGCUAUCUGGAGCGGCACGGACUGAUCAACUUCGGUAUCUACAAGAGAGUGAAGCCUCUUCCAACCAAGAAGACUGGGAAGGUGAUCAUCAUUGGUUCUGGUGUGUCUGGCUUGGCAGCAGCUCGCCAGCUGCAGAGUUUUGGGAUGGAUGUCACGGUUCUGGAAGCCAGGGACCGAGUGGGAGGAAGAGUGGCUACCUUUCGCAAAGGGAACUAUGUGGCUGAUCUGGGAGCAAUGGUGGUGACAGGGCUUGGAGGAAAUCCCAUGGCUGUGGUCAGCAAACAAGUGAACAUGGAGUUGGCAAAGAUCAAACAGAAGUGCCCACUGUAUGAAGCAAAUGGACAAGCUGUUCCAAAAGAGAAAGAUGAAAUGGUGGAGCAAGAAUUCAAUCGUCUGUUGGAAGCCACCUCUUAUCUCAGUCAUCAGCUGGAUUUUAAUGUUCUCAAUAAUAAGCCUGUCUCCCUUGGUCAGGCUCUGGAGGUUGUCAUACAAUUGCAGGAGAAACAUGUGAAGGAUGAGCAGAUUGAACACUGGAAAAAAAUAGUGAAAACACAGGAGGAACUGAAAGAUCUUCUUAACAAGAUGGUAAAUUUGAAAGAGAAGAUCAAAGAGCUCCAUCAGCAGUAUAAGGAAGCAUCAGAAGUGAAGCCACCUCGGGAUAUUACAGCAGAGUUCCUCGUAAAGAGUAAACACAGAGAUCUGACUGCACUUUGCAAGGAGUACGAUGAAUUGGCAGAAACACAAGGAAAGCUGGAAGAGAAGCUGCAGGAACUUGAAGCCAAUCCACCAAGUGAUGUUUAUCUGUCUUCAAGGGAUAGGCAAAUACUUGACUGGCAUUUUGCAAACCUGGAAUUUGCUAAUGCUACACCCCUCUCCACGCUUUCACUGAAGCACUGGGACCAGGACGAUGACUUUGAAUUCACAGGCAGCCACCUGACUGUGAGGAAUGGCUAUUCCUGCGUGCCUGUGGCCUUGGCAGAGGGGUUGGAUAUCAAGUUGAAUACAGCAGUUCGGCAGGUUCGCUAUACAGCUUCAGGCUGUGAAGUGAUCGCUGUAAACACUCGAUCUACCAGCCAGACGUUCAUUUAUAAAUGUGAUGCUGUGCUGUGUACCCUUCCCUUGGGAGUCCUGAAGCAGCAGCCUCCAGCAGUGCAGUUUGUACCACCUCUCCCUGAGUGGAAAACUUCAGCAGUACAACGUAUGGGAUUUGGCAACCUUAACAAGGUUGUGUUGUGUUUCGAUCGUGUCUUCUGGGAUCCAAGUGUCAAUUUGUUUGGUCACGUUGGUAGCACUACUGCAAGCAGAGGGGAACUCUUCUUGUUUUGGAACCUGUAUAAAGCACCCAUCUUGUUGGCCUUGGUAGCAGGAGAAGCAGCGGGAAUCAUGGAAAAUAUCAGUGAUGAUGUCAUUGUUGGGCGAUGUCUUGCCAUCCUCAAAGGCAUAUUUGGCAGCAGUGCUGUGCCGCAGCCUAAAGAGACUGUGGUCUCCCGUUGGCGUGCUGAUCCAUGGGCGCGGGGCUCAUACUCCUAUGUAGCAGCUGGAUCUUCUGGAAAUGACUAUGACUUGAUGGCUCAACCAAUUACUCCAGGACCAGCCAUUCCAGGUGCUCCACAGCCCAUUCCUCGCCUGUUCUUCGCAGGAGAGCACACAAUUCGCAACUACCCUGCCACAGUACAUGGUGCUUUACUGAGUGGACUGAGAGAAGCAGGGCGCAUUGCAGACCAAUUUCUGGGGGCCAUGUAUACUUUGCCCCGCCAGCCUACACCUGGGGUGCCCACACAACAAGCUACCAGCAUCUAAGGGGAUGAGGAGGGAUCAGAAGAGGGCUAACAAAGCCACGGAGCUGCUGCUGGGUGAACUGCUUGGGAUGAAGGCAUUCAUGUAGUUUGGUCAGAGUAUCUACUGAAGGGACUUGGCCAUAAGUUGCUGUUUUAGAAUGGCCUUACAGAAGCCAGUUGGCUUGGCAACCCUUGACAAAAACCUCAUGUGUCAGCGUAUACAGAAUCUUUUACUACCAAAUUGGGCAGGGAGGUUUAGUUCGACUCUGGGUGCUUUCUGGAAGCCAAGCUUAUAGUUGGAGUUUUAGAGGGUUUUGUUCUACCUAUUUGUCUCUUUACAACCCAGUAAUUGCAGAAGAGGCCCUUUAGAAGUUGGUUUCUGUGAACUGUAGAGCUUAGUGUAGAAUUAAUGGAAAUUAUUUUGCUUAAUUUUGUUUUGAAGAACGUUUUUGACCAAUUUGCUGCCUCCCCGGUGUUUGAGGCUUUGGUACAACUUUCCCUACCAGUGACAGAACAUUGCACCCCUCCAGAGUGUGCCAAGCGUGCUGCAUUGGGAAGUAUUUUCAACAGAAGAAGUGACCCAAACUGGAUAUUCUGAUGUUAAAAGCUAGGAAGAAGAACUUGUGUUUGUUUAUAUAGAGGCAGGGUUGCCCUGACAGUGAGCUUGUGAAGGACUUCAUCUCAUGAUCACUGUGGGUUGUGCCUGGUGGGUUUUUAACCCUUUCUUUCAAAGCCCAAAGGGAAACUCUUUCUGCUGGGGUGAGGGGACAGUGUUACAGCUGCCAGGUUAUCCUUAAAGUGACUCUUUUCUUUCCUUCUUCCUCACUCAGUGCACAGAACAUUCAUCUCAUCGUGCAGGAUGCUCCUAUUUAAUCGUGUAGGGCGUUCUUUCCCCCAUCUCUGCUUAGCACUGUGUUUUUCUUCUCAGAACUUUUCUCAUCCAUCUUCCUAGAGGUUUACUUACAUCUCUCUGUGAUCUUUCACACUUUUCUACGUACCCCUUUUUAGGUAACCCUUUGUUCUCUCUGAUGCUCUGUGUAUGUGUGUGAUCUGUCCCACCUUCUGUUCCACUGCUGGAUUCAUACCCACCCAUUUCCUGCUCUUCCCUCUGCAUUUUCACUCUCACUUUAUUCCUGAAGAUGAUGCGCAGACAAACAUGACUGCAACCCCCAUUUAUUUAUAGCAGUGUGGGUUUUGUCUGCAGGCUUUCCUUCUUGGUAUCAUUGCUUCCACUUUUUUCUUGUGCCUCAGUCUUAAAGCUGGAGAUCAUUCUUCCAUCUGACUGUAUCUGUUUUCUUUAUAGGCAGAGCUUCUGAUGGGCACUGAGAACAGGGGAUGAACUCUGUUAUGGUGGAGACAGUGGGCUGAAUCAGAGCUGGUCAUCUUUGCUUUCCCUUCAGGAGAUGAGGACUUGGUGGUGCUUGGUUAGGAACUGGAAGUCCAGCAGGGCACAAAGGAGCAGUGCCCAAGGGAAGGUUCAGAGGGCAUAGGCUUAUUUGAGACUGUUUAGGUAAAAGCCUACCUGGAAUAGAGUCCUAGAAUGGUUUGGUUUGGAAGGGACCUUUAAGAUCACCUGGUUCCAGCCCGCUGCAAUAGGCAGGGAUACCUCCCUCCCUCCAGCCCAUGUGAUGCUCACAGCUCCAUCCAGCCUGACCUCGAGCCCUCCCAGGGAGGGGGGCAUCCACAGCCUCACUGGGCAGCACGUUCCAGCAUCUCACUGCCCUCAUGGUGGUGAAUACUAUGAGAGAAAUGGUGUUCCAUGGUGACAGUAUAACAAGCCUCUGAAAUCCAUCAAUAGCUGAUCUGUUUUCUUGGCUGUUGUGACAGAAGGUGGGAAGUGGGUCUGAGGAGCAUAGGGGAGAACACUUAUCCUAUGGCCAGCAGACCUGGAUCAGGUGGCCCAGUCUGAUGUUGAGGACCAGCCCUGCCAGGCUGUGCAAUGUAGCUUCCAUCCCUCAUCCAGGAGCUGGAGCUCUGUGCUCCUUGCCCUUGUGUGACUCCCAGCACUUAGAAGCUGCAGGUAAAGAGCUGCUAUCCUCCAGGGGCUGCCUGCCACCUCCCUCUGCUGGUGGCUCCCAUUCCAACUCAGGAGCUCUCUGCUCUGGUCUGCUCUUCUUGCCAGGGUCUGUUUGAAGAACCUUCAGUACAUUUUCCCACCACCUAUGACAUGCUGAGGAGCAGAAAUCAUUGCAAUCAAAUGGAUCACUAGAUCUUCUCCCUCUCAGCAUCCUUCCUCGUGGCGUGGUUUCCUUCCAGCUGCUGCCCUGCCUUCCCCUUUUGCUGCCUAUCUGUUAGCACAGCUUGGGAUUGAAGGCAGCCAGGCUCUAUCCCAAAUGCAUGCGAUGGAGACUGGCUGCACCCUCUGUUUGCAUCGCUCCCCAUCUGUUCUCAGGGACUCACCGCUUCUCGCUCUGUGGGUACGUGAGCUGUAUUUCUGAGAAUAAAACCGAUUGGUGCUGUG
Molecule: messenger RNA, 4972 nt
Organism: Coturnix japonica (Japanese quail)
Lineage: Eukaryota; Metazoa; Chordata; Aves; Galliformes; Phasianidae
Gene: KDM1A
Product: lysine demethylase 1A
Biological process (GO): regulation of DNA-templated transcription; chromatin remodeling
Cellular component (GO): nucleus
Molecular function (GO): flavin adenine dinucleotide binding; transcription factor binding; oxidoreductase activity
Source: RefSeq, a predicted model, not a curated record